This is a messenger RNA of Sorex araneus (European shrew), 1302 nucleotides long. RefSeq names its product tripartite motif family like 2 (gene TRIML2). Bases 1 to 1302 code for a protein of 433 amino acids. The transcript has 7 exons. Gene Ontology annotation, molecular function: protein binding; zinc ion binding. NCBI's taxonomy places the organism in Eukaryota, Metazoa, Chordata, Mammalia, Eulipotyphla, Soricidae. The record is from RefSeq and is a predicted model, not a curated record.
AUGUCCAGAAGACGUACACCCCAGGCCCAGCGAGAAACCCCAGAAGAUGGCAUCUGCGAGCUACAUCAAGAGCCCUUGCAGCUCUUCUGCGCCCAGGACUGUGUCGUGCUCUGUGUCAUGUGCUUCUGUUACCAGGAUCACACUGGUCAUGUGGUGUGUGAAGUCGGGGACGCUGCACAGCAUUGCAGGACGUUAUUCCUGGGGAUCUUGAAAACACUAAAGGAGAAACUUGAGGUAGCCAAAAGCAUCUUGGCAGAGGAACAAGAAAGAAUGGUGUCGGUCCAGGGAGAAGAACAGAAUUUUAGAGAGAUGAUUGAGUCUGAACACAGGAUAUUAUUCCAGUUGAUAAUUAAAAUAAACGAGAAGAACCUAAAGAACCACCAGGGCAGCAUAAACUGGAAAGAAUUUGGUUUGAUUCAACUGAGUGAGUUUGCAAAAGAAGUUGAGAAGUCCCAGGAAACUAUCCAGAGACUGAACAAGCUGAGCAGAGAAAACAUGAUGAAACUGCAAGAGAGUGAAGCCAAGCUCAGGGAACAGAUUUGCAACCUCCAAAAGAUCUCAACAGAGUUAGAGUGGAAGUGUGGGCAAUCUACCUUCGUGUUGCUCCAGAAUGCGGGAUAUUACUUGGAAAGGGGGGAGUCGCUACUGUACCAAUGUCUAGAGCCGGCCUGCAUCACAGAGCUGAGUUUAUGCCAUGUAUCAGGAAUGAGCAAAAUACUCAAAAACUUCCAAAGACCUAUAACUUUGGAUCCUAACACAGCUCACCCCUGUCUGGUCUUGUCUGAGAAUCUGAGAAGUGUGAGGCUCAGAGACGCCCAGCCGGCCACACCGGCCAACCCCAGGAAGUUUGACUUCAGUGCCACAGUGUUGGGUGCGGAGGGCUUUACCUCAGGGUGGCACUACUGGGAGGUGGAGGUGGGGAAGGCAGACAAAUGGCAGCUGGGCAUCUGCGUCGACGCACACACAAGGGCUGACAGGCCUGGCGCGUCUGAGUGUAAAAUCCUGCUCACAAGGUCCGUCAUGGGGAACGAUUGCACCUUCUGGGUCUCACCCCCUUUGAAAAGGGUCUCUCUGCGGGAGCGCAUGGGCACAGUCGGGGUCUUCCUCUACUAUGAGUAUGGGCAGCUGUCGUUCCACGAUGUCACCAAGGGACACCUCAUUUAUAAUUUCUCAAAUCUUUCCUUCUGGGGCACGGUCAGGCCGCUCUUUUCUCUUUGUGUCCCAAACGGAGGCUCUGCCACCGACUCUCUCAGUAUCUGUCUCCCACCCAUCUCAGCGGGCGCCGGGCGCUGUGCCCGUUAG